This is a messenger RNA of Schistosoma spindalis, 641 nucleotides long. The record is from the annotation of a GenBank genome assembly. Lineage: Eukaryota; Metazoa; Platyhelminthes; Trematoda; Strigeidida; Schistosomatidae.
AGUCCCAUAGUGAGCAUUGACUAUCGCGAUGCAGAUAUAUCCAGCUGAUGGAUACAAAAGCGAUUGAGAUGGAUGUACCUAAUUUCAGUACUAGACAAUAUUCAUACUUAUAUUUAUGAGAUAUGUUUGAGAUAAUUGUACUAAACUAGAACACAAAAGGCGACAACUGAAUGUAUUUAAACACUAUCAGAAGGGGUUUUGUAGAGAUUGUAGUAAUUUCAAUGAUUAAGAUUAUGAGUCAGUUGAAGCUAGACCACCAUGAGAAACCUGGAAGCACUGGACGGCCGUUUCGUCUUAUUAUGGCACUCUUCAGCAAUGCUCAUCCACGACCUCACCCCCUGCGAGAUUCGAACCCAACAACAUUACUGAAUCCUUUAGUCAAAUCUGAAAACUAUAUAGUGAAUACUUCAUUGUUCUUUCAUUUCUACACUAAUCAAUCUUUGUUCUCAUUCUCUACUUAAUCUAUUAACGUUAAGCAUUUCACUUUUAAUUGAUGAUUAUACAUACUACUUAUAUCUAUUGAUAUCAGUAGUACAUAUUACAAUAUUAGUAAGAUUAUUAGAAAAUUCACCAGGUAUAUGGUAAUCUAAUUCCUUCAUCUCUCUACUGAGUAUAACUGUUAUUUUGGGUUGUUGAACAUC